Molecule: messenger RNA, 2364 nt
Organism: Menidia menidia (Atlantic silverside)
Lineage: Eukaryota; Metazoa; Chordata; Actinopteri; Atheriniformes; Atherinopsidae
Source: the annotation of a GenBank genome assembly
GCAGGGCACCGGAAAUGUGAUUUCCAGCUUAACCACUGAGCCGGACAGAAGCUGAGAGAAGCUGCGGAGCGCCGUGAUGCUUCUCGCCAUCUCGCCCAAAGCAGAGGGUGUUUAAAACUUUCUACCCCACUGUUUUAUUCCAUCAACGAGACUCGUGACCUCGAUUUCAGUCCAAAGCCGCCUCAGAGAAAAAUCUGACCAUGAGCUUCACACAGCUGGAGACCUGAACGGGUCUGGAUCGGGGUGAAGAUGCCUCAUGGACAGCUCCAUCACCGCCAGUGCGCCAGUUCAGGGCAUUCCGAGCGCCAAAUAACACAGAAAUGCCGAGGUUUAGCGCCAGAUGGGUGGUUGCGCUGGUGCUGAUCGGCGUCAUCGGGGGUGCCUUCUUUUUCUGCGAGUACCUCAUCUACUUUCCCACCAUCCUCAAGUGCGCCUGGCCGAAACUCAGCCAUGCCCGGGGUGGAGAGGGCAUCGACGGGCGGCCCUUGGACUCAACCGUCCGCGCAAUGGUGCUGUCGGACACCCACCUCCUCGGAGCUGUGGGGGGACACUGGUUCGACAAGCUGAGGAGGGAAUGGCAGAUGGAGAGGGCUUUCCAGACCGCUCUGUGGCUGCUCAGGCCCGAAAUCGUCUUUAUUCUCGGGGAUAUCUUCGACGAAGGCAAGUGGAGCUCUCAGAAGCACUGGGAGGACGACGUGCGCCGCUUCCACCGGAUGUUCCGCCACUCCACCGACACGGAGCUGGUCGUACUGGUUGGAAAUCAUGACAUUGGUUUCCAUUAUGACUUAGCGUCGGAUGCCCAUGAUUCAGAGAUGUGGGAUUAUGCGGUCUGGCGGCGCCUCAUCUGUGCUUUGAUGCGACCCCGUGCAGCAGGAAGCGGGCCGGGCGGCGCUUAUGUAACAGAGCGUGACAGACAGAGAGAGACAGAGCAGCAGGUUUGUGCGCGCCGUGACAGCCGUGUGGUGUCUCCCCGCAGGAUGGACUGGUUCAAGCUGCAGCGCUUUGAAAAGGUCUUCAACGCCUCCUCCACCAGAAUCGUCACCAAAAAGGGAGUCAACUUCCUGCUGGUGAACAGCGUGGCCCUGCACGGGGACGGCUGUCCCAUCUGCCAGUCGGUGGAGAAGGAGCUCAUCAAACUCUCCGGAGACCUCAACUGCUCCCUUCAGAAGUCGCAGGCCGGCGGCGAAGGCGUGGAGGGCUGCGAGGGCGCGCGCCAUUACCCCCCCACCGCCCCCAUCAUGCUGCAGCUGGACGUGGGAUGUUGUGGUCCACUUUCUGCCGGGCUGACCGUGUGCCCUGUCCCCCAGCACUACCCUCUGUACAGAGUGAGCGACGCCGGCUGCACGGGGCGGGACGCCGCGCCGCCCGAGGAGCGCCACCUGCUGUUCAGGGAGAAGUACGACGUGCUGUCCAAGGAGGCCUCUCAGAGGCUGCUGCACUGGUUCAAGCCCCGGCUCAUCCUGAGCGGGCACACGCACAGCGGAUGCGAGGUUCUCCAUGACAACAAGUACCCAGAAGUCAGCGUGCCGUCCUUCAGCUGGAGGAACAGGAACAACCCCAGCUUCAUCCUGGCGUCGGUGACGGCGGGCAGCUACGCGCUGUCCAAGUGUUUCCUGCCGGAGGAGAGCACGGUGAUCAGCGUGUACUGCUCGGCGGGCGCCUGCCUGCUGCUGCUCUUCAUGGCUCACUGUCUGUGGAUGAAGGGGCUGCUGCAGUGCCUCAGCCUGGUCCUGCUGGGCAAGCACAAGUCUCUGUGAACUACCUUACCCACGGUGCACCACCCACGGGCUCCAGGAGGAUGGAUGUGCGACUCCCCCCCCUCCCCUUAACCCACAAGUCCGUCCGUGCGGCCUCAGCCUGUUCGUCCGGCACUGUGAAGGACCCGUGUAUUUAUUUUAAACGUCUCUAUCAGUCUCAAAGUUUAUGAAAUGCCGUCUCUGAGGACGAAGGUGAAGAGUGCCAAAUUGUCACAGAUGUUUUAGCCUCCUUGUGAUGAAGUUUCCAUUCAAAAUCAUUAGAAAGAGGAACAUAUGUAAAUACUACCUGAAGUCUGAUUGAAGGUGCUCUGUUUCCCGUGACUCCACCCGUCACCCCACCCUUUGAACACCAUCAGUUCCUGUUGUUGAUGUCAGACCCUCCAUCCAGGUUUCUUACAGAUUUUAUGACGCACGUCCGAAAAACAUAUUUAUCUCUUGACUUUCUUGUCAAUGUUUGUGAGGGUCUUUUUUGCCAAACUGUUGAAACACUAAUGAAGAACUGUACAUAGUAAAGAGUUUUCUGGUGGAUGAAUAGAGGAGUGUGACUCAACGCACCCAAAGCCACAACUAAAAUAAUGUGUGUUUGCAAAUAAAACUGCUGAACAAA